Messenger RNA from Penicillium brasilianum, 9127 nucleotides. Lineage: Eukaryota; Fungi; Ascomycota; Eurotiomycetes; Eurotiales; Aspergillaceae. The record is from the annotation of a GenBank genome assembly.
CGACCGUCGGCCCGACACGUGACUGCCAUACAAGACGAUGACAAUCCAGUCCGAGGACAACGACUGAUUUAAUAUCGUGGGUAUAUGAGUCUAUCGUACUGCUCUCAGAUAUUCCCCUGUCACAUAUUAAUAUAUCCAUUGACCUGCGCUUCCGUUGGUCAAUAAAUACAUAUACACACAUCAUGACCGACUCCGGGAAGAUCACCAUCUCCAUUGACCGCGGCGGCACAUUCACCGACGUCCAUGCAAUUGUGCCUGGCCAGUCAGAUAUCAUUCUUAAGCUCCUUUCAGUCGAUCCUUCACAUUAUCAAGAUGCACCCACCGAGGGUAUUCGCCAAAUCUUGGAGCGCGUCACGGGGGAGUCACAUCCGCGUGGCCAACCGUUGAAGCUCGACCGCAUCGGCUGCCUCCGAAUGGGCACGACGGUCGCUACGAAUGCAUUGCUUGAGCGCAAGGGUGCCCGAUCAGUAUUAUUCACCACCAAAGGAUUCCGGGAUCUGCUUAAGAUUGGUGACCAGUCUCGUCCAGCCAUCUUUGACCUGUCUAUGGCUCGACCCGGAGUGCUGCCAGAAGGCGUUGUCGAAGUCAAUGAACGAGUGGUUCCAUGUCAUCCUGCCGCCGACGAGAAUUGCUUCUCUGGUUCUCGGAUUGUGGAAGGAAUCACGGGCGAGAAGUUCCGCGUCGUGCAAGAGUUGGAUCUAGCCCAGGUGCGGACAGAGCUCCAGCGCCUUAAGGAGCAAGGGUAUCAAUCUCUCUCGGUUGCCCUGGUACAUUCAUUUGCCUAUCCGGACCAUGAAAUUCGGAUUGGGGAGAUUGCAGAGCAAAUGGGAUUUUCCGUCACACUAUCUUCCAAGCUGCAGCCCAUGAUUAAGAUCGUGCCUCGUGGCAUGUCGGCCGCAGCUGAUGCUUACCUCACGCCCGUGAUCAAGACUUAUAUCGACUCCAUCUCGGCCAGCUUUGAAGGUGGUCUGGAGAGCCAGCAAGAAUGUCGGUUUGAAUUCAUGCAGUCUGAUGGUGGACUGGUCGACUUCCGCAAGUUCAGCGGUUUGAAGGCAAUUCUUUCUGGACCCGCUGCGGGAGUGGUUGGAUUUGCAGCAACCAGUUGGGAUCCAGUUGAGAAGAUCCCGGUCAUUGGAUUCGAUAUGGGCGGUACAUCUACUGACGUCUCUCGAUUUGAUGGACACUUGGAACACGUCUUUGGAUCUAAAGUCGCCGGUGUUCUAAUCCAGUCACCCCAGCUUGAUAUUAACACGGUCGCCGCUGGCGGUGGCUCCAUUCUCACAUGGCGCAACGGCCUAUUCUAUGUUGGCCCUGAGUCUGCCAGUGCUCAUCCAGGCCCAGCCUGCUACCGCAAAGGGGGUCCGUUGACCGUGACUGACGCCAACCUGUUCCUGGGUCGACUGCUACCCGAGUACUUCCCCCACAUUUUCGGUCCCAAUGAGGACCAGCCACUCGACACGGAGAUCACCGCACAAAAGUUCCUCGCGUUGACUCAAGAGAUCAACGUUGAGCGUCGGCAGAACCUCCAACCAGAGUACAGCCCCGAAGAAGUUGCUUUAGGAUUCCUCAAGGUCGCCGACGAGUCAAUGGCCCGGCCCAUCCGCAAUCUCACCGAAGCCCGUGGUUUCGAAACCGCCUCCCACCAUUUGGCGUGCUUCGGAGGUGCUGGUGGUCAACAUGCAUGCUCUGUGGCCGUCUCUCUUGGAAUCUCGCGUAUUAUCAUCCACAAAUAUUCUUCGGUGUUGUCAGCUUACGGAUUAGCGCUAGCAGAAGUUGUCAAAGAGUCACAAGAGCCGGUGUCUUCAGACUAUCUUUCUUCUCGUUCAACUCUGCUCCAACGAUUUGAUGACAUGGCCGCAGCUGCGACAACAGAGAUGCAAGCACAGGGAUUUGUAUCGAGUCAGGUGCGACAUGAGCAGUACCUGAACAUGCGUUACGAAGGGUCAGACACGAGUCUCAUGGUCCUACGACCUGAAGGAUCCUCCGACUUCCUGACCGAAUUCCGCGAGCGCCACCGUCGCGAGUUCAACUUCAACUCCGAGAGAGCUGUGCUGGUCGAUGAUAUCCGUGUGCGUACGAUCGCCUCUUCCAAGGUCCGCACCGAGCGCAGCCCUCUCCUGCAACUGAAGGAUGCCAAUCUCCACGAUGUCACAACGAAGCCGGCCAACACCACAUCCGCUUACUUUGACGGAUAUCCCACGCGCAUCGACACCCCCGUAUAUCUGCUCGAUCAAUUAGAGAAGCACAGCCGCAUCUUCGGUCCUGCCGUUAUCAUUGAUCAGACCCAGACGAUUGUGGUUGCUCCCAACUCUGUUGCAAACCUGCUUGAAACAUGCAUUGUCAUCGACAUCCUAAAGGAGACUCAAACAGUUUCAGCACCGGAAACUCAGACCACGUCCGAGGUUGACCCGAUCCGUCUUAGCAUCUUCGGACACAGAUUCAUGUCUAUAGCCGAACAGAUGGGGCGAACUCUUCAGAAGACUUCCGUGUCGACCAACAUCAAGGAACGGUUGGAUUUCUCCUGUGCCUUGUUCUCCCCCGACGGAGGUCUUGUUGCAAACGCUCCUCACGUUCCUGUGCACUUGGGCUCGAUGCAAUUUGCAGUCCGUUACCAGCAUCAAAAGUGGCUGGGUAACUUGAAGGACGGCGAUGUACUUGUGGCCAACCACCCUAGCUGCGGUGGCACUCAUCUCCCUGAUAUUACGGUCAUCACUCCCGUCUUCGAUAGACCAGGUGGCACCGAGAUUGUGUUCUACGUCGCAUCGCGCGGUCACCACGCCGACAUUGGCGGUAUCCUACCCGGUUCCAUGCCCCCCAAGUCGACUGAGCUGUGGCAGGAGGGUGCAGCCAUUGAAGGUGACAAGAUUGUUAGCGAUGGAGUUCUCGACGAAGCCCGUCUGAUCGAGCUACUGGUCACCAAGCCUUCUCAAUACCCUGGCUGUUCAGGUGCACGCUGCAUCAGUGACAACCUGUCCGAUCUCAAGGCACAAAUCGCCGCCAACACCCGAGGUAUCAGCCUCAUCCAGACUCUGUUCAACGAGUAUGGUGUCGAAACCGUGCAAAAGUACAUGUACGCCAUUCAGGCUACUGCCGAGACGGCCGUUCGGAACCUGCUCAAGGGCUUACACCAGAAGUUCGGUGGUCAGCCUCUGGAGGCAGUUGAUUACAUGGAUGAUGGUACACCCAUCCGCCUCAAGGUGACUAUCAAUGAAUCGGACGGAUCUGCCAUCUUCGACUUUGAGGGUACCGGGCCUGAAGUGUACGGCAGUUGGAACGCACCCAUUGCAAUCACUCAUUCCGCCAUCAUCUAUUGUCUGCGGUGCAUGAUCAACGCGGACGUCCCCCUGAACCAGGGCUGCCUCGCCCCGAUCGACAUCCGCGUCCCUUCUCCUAGCAUCUUGUCUCCGACAAAGACCGCCGCAGUCGUGGGAGGCAACGUGGUCACCUCCCAGCGCAUCACCGACGUGGUCCUCAAAGCCUGCCGAGCCUGCGCCGCAUCACAAGGUUGCUGCAAUAACCUGACAUUCGGCACCGACCCCAAGAUCGAUGCCGAGACCGGAACGGUGAUCACCCCUGGAUUCGGCUACUAUGAAACCAUUGCAGGCGGCAGUGGCGCUGGCCCUACUUGGAAGGGUGAAUCAGGCGUCCAGGUCCACAUGACCAACACUCGCAUUACGGACCCCGAGAUUCUCGAGAAACGCUACCCGACUCUCCUUCGCCAAUUCACGUUACGCGACGGCUCUGGCGGUCGGGGCAAGAACCCCGGUGGUGAAGGAGUAGUCCGUGACAUUGAGUUCCUCGCUCCAAUGCAGUGUUCUAUCUUGUCCGAGCGUCGUGUGCACCGUCCGUAUGGAUUGGAGGGCGGUCAAGAUGCGCAGCCGGGUUUGAAUCAGUGGAUCACGAAGGAUGUUGAAACUGGUGAGGAGCGACACAUCAAUAUAGGAGGCAAGAACACUGUCUCUGUGAAGACGCAUGACCGGGUGGUUAUCAUGACUGCUGGUGGUGGUGGAUGGGGUGCUGAGGAGGUCGCCGCUUAAUUGCACUGUGUAUUGUUAGACCAUAGAUCUAGAUGGUGCUGAAAUGUGAAUAGACAUCUAUACAUGUGUCAAGAUAAGAUGUAAUGAAUUUAAGACACACAUUAUGUCAAACAGUCCUGAUUGAAUGCGAAAAUUGAGAUGCACUUGAACUUCUAGGAAUAUAAGCCUAAAGUAUUUGACAACCCGUUGUAUCAGCCAUAUGUAGCGCCUCCCUGAUCUAUGUGUAGCAAUGCUCUUCAUGAUCGCGUAGCCAUUGGAUGCAAUCCAUCUUCAUCGGACCAAGAUUCCCAACGCCCGCGGAUCGUAAAAAGCGAAGAUGCAAAGAAGUAUAGCCAAAGCAAGAAAAGAAACAACGCCAGGUGCAAAGUAAACAAUGUUCCAGGCCUCUCAGUAAAAGUCUCGGGACUGGCUUCCAUGUAGUCUCCGAUUUCACUCAAUCACGAUGCGUCCCUCGACCCGGGGGGAUAUGCCAGAGGUCCACGGGGGAAUAAACUCACCCUCGCCAUCCAUGGUGUUGAGGGCUGAUGGCUCUAGUCCAGCAUGUCGCAUCCACUUUCGAACGACACGGCGUGCAAGCUUUAGCCGAUGUUCUUCGUCCUCAGACGACAUUGCAGGGUCUGUCACAUAGUUGAUUGUCGGCAUAGGCGAUGUGAGGAUCUCCGGGUCCUCAUCAGAGUCCGAGUCCAUGGCGUCGCUGUUAGUCCCGCUGGAAGCAACCUGGGCCGCUUCGACUUCCUGAGGGAAGCGUCCAUAAUAAAAAGCAUCGCGACUGGUCCGUUGAAGCGGUGGUCGUGGCUCUAGUCGAUGAGCCGGCGCUUUUUCUGCCACCGGCGACGGCAAAGCAGAGGGUGGUUUGAGCCAGCCACUGCGAUGUAGACUACGGUGCACCAAGCCCCAGUGUCGACGAAGACUGGGACUCCAGCGACGCCAUUUGCCGAGAACCUUGAGGCUGAGGAAGUAUUGGCGCAGGAUAGUGCUAAUGAGCACUCCAUUUUCUUCGCUAACCAGUUCCUCAACGUCACCACCCUCGGAUUUCACCAGCAGCGACGUGAAUCCAUCCUUUCCACGCGCCAUGUAACCACGUGUGGCAACAACGUAUUCCCGUUCUGGGUCAAUAGGUUUUCCACCCAGUCGCGCAAAGGUCAAGCGGGAGCCAGAAGGGCCGUUCAGUUUGAAACCAAAGGAAAUGUUGGAGACUUGAGUGAAUCGACCCUCAAGGGCCGGAAGUUGGCUGACACCGUUUUCCAAUGCAUCCAACAAAGCCUGACCUCGAAGUCGGAGAAGGACUACCGGGUCUUCGAAAGGGAAACAAUUCAACAGGUCUUUUAGCCGUAAAACACCGGGAGGAUAUAUUUGAUCGCCGCGAAUAGUCCCACCGGCCAUCAAUGCACAAUCAGCGGCAUAGUAGUAGCGCAUCAAGUCGCAGACAAAAUUACCCAAAUUCGACUCGCGCUGACGAACAGUAGAGAAUCGACCGUCUAGCGGGCUCACUGUGUAGCCUACGGGCUUCUCAAGUUUUGCCUUGAGGCUGGAGGUUAGUCGAUCAACCAUGGCAAUGGUCGCCGGGUCCUCCGGAAUCGAACGCACGACAUCCCGUCGCAUGAUGUUGAAAUCCCAACCGGUAUCUGUACCAGAUCUGCGAAAAGCUUCGAUGUAACUCAAUUGCUUGAAAUCGGUCCCCGAUCGCAGUACAUGAGUCCCGUUGACAAUUGUAUGAGCGUAGUAGUGAUCAUGUCCUCCAAGAAUGAUAUCAACCAACCCUGGAGGGAGGUUGUUGGCCAAUUUGUUAUCAUUUGGCUCACGCUGAUGAGAAACGACGACAAUCAACUCUGCGCCCUGUUCUCGGAGCUGCGGGGCUAGUUCUUUCGCAGUCGCAGAAGCAGAUUUGUAGAUUAAGUCGGGCGGAAGCGAAUUGAUCGUGCCAAGCCUGGGAAUGGAUAAGUACAUGUGACAGAGUCAUGAAGCGCAUUUCCAGACGAACGUACCAUUCUCUCUCUCCUAGCCCAAUCACACCAAUCUUGAUACCAUUGGAGGAGGUCAGCAAGCACGUUUUCCCGCAAUUGGCGAUUGAAACAUCCUCCCCGAGAGCUGGAUCGAGAACGUUGGCCAGGAGCCAUGGGAAAUGACAUUGGCUCGACAAAUGUCGAAAUUGUGAUACUCCAAAGUCCAGAUCAUGAUUCUGUCCUUGUCAGCACCGUGUCUCAGCCCAUUUCUGAAUGUUGAUGGCCCGUACUCACACCCACACACGCUACGUCGAUCCCAGUUUUAUUCAGGAAGGGCACCAUAUGACGACCCUUUGUGACGGUGCUCUCGAGGCUUGGAUUAAAGGCAUCGCCAGAGAAGAAGGUGAAAACCUCGGGCUGACCGGUAAAUCGGGGGUCGGAGCGGUAAUAGUUCACGAGAGACUGGAAACGGGAGGCACCACCAAUGGGCUCGGCUGAGCCGGACCUACAAAGCUCUCGUUAGCAAGUUUCUAAGCUUGGGCAAAGAGUGAGAGGCGCGAGCAAUCAUACUCGAUGUGAUAAACGUCAUUGAAGUGGAUCAGUCGCAGAUCGGGCGAGCCGGUAUGGUUCGACUCAUGGGUGACGGAUAGACCGUCGCACUCGAGGUUUGACAUGGAAACCCUGACGGAAUAAGAUUGAUACAAGGUGGAGUAAGUCGAGAAGUGAGGAGGAAGAAGGGAGAAGGAUCAAUAGAGGGUGAAGAGGGAGACGAAGAGAGGUAGCCAGCUGUUUACAAAGGUGGGACAAGCGGGAAUCCGGGGAAUCCGAGGCGGGGAGUGACUGAGCUCCUUGGUGCCUGGAUGCCUGGAUGCCUGGAUACCUGAAGAGAAGAAAGAAUGUAAUUUGGAUGAGAACGAAAUAGCCAGAUGCAAUUGUCCAACGCCUAGCGCCAUGCAACGAGGUAUCCUAAAAAUGAAGGGAGAUAAUAGCUAAAUGAAAAUAAAAGGUCGUUACUGAGUCAUUGUGGUCACAAUUUCUGCUCCGUCACAGUCCAUCGCCGUCUCGAAGCCGCGUCGCGGUCCUCCAAGGACGGCGCACUGCCCCACAGCCCACGCUGAGAGAGUGUACGCUUGGGUAAUUGUUUCGUCCAUCCAGACUGGUCAACAAUUGCAUUUGACGGUGACGAGUCGCGACUCACGGAUCGUGGAGCUCCGAAAUUCGGGACAAAGUCAUCCUCGGCACCUUCAUCAGCUUCCUCGGUGGGAGACGCGAUAGAGCCCCAAAGGCCCGAUGCUCCUCGCGAACCUAGCGUGGUGGGAGACGGACGAGAAUUCAUGGACCAACUGCGAGAACCAGGUCCCGUCUUAGGGGUGGGAUCGAUGAAAAAGGAACCUUGCAAGAUCGAUGCUGAUGGACGCGAGCCGAGGCGAUUGCGAUAGGUCGGGAUAGAGGGCGGGGGGAGUGGCUGUGGAGCCGAGGAAGAGGACAGCGAAGCGAGCUGAGAGGGGUUCACCCCCGCACGCAGGUGGUCACUCGAGGCGAUGAGUUGUAAUGAGUACUCAUGGGAGACCGACCGAUCCUCCUGACUGCUGGGUGAGGAGGGGGAGGAGCUGCCAGGGGAGAUGGCCGUGCGGUCGGAGUCUGGGGUUGUGUUCUUCCUCACGCGGUCUCGUCGCACUGCCAUGGUGAGGGAGGCAGUACCGAUGUCCAGGAGUACUGAGCGCCCAGCGAGGGAGCCAAUCAGAGCGUUACAAUCCGCUCCGUGCGUGAUGAUAAUAAGCACGGUCUGGGCAGAGUUGUCCUUGCGCUGUGAGGCAUUAGACAAGGCCCUGGAUCGGUCGCCGACACUCCCCUGUUGGCGGUAAUAGUCCACCAUAUGUUGGAACCCUCUAUGUAUCCUCUCAUGCAUGCUGCUCCAUUCCUCGCCGUACUCGCCGCCCGUGCCCCAGAACGGUUUUCGCAUGCUAUCCCAUUGGUAGUCGAUCCUGGUACAAGCGUCCCGUGCAUGCGCCACAUAGCCGGCUGGGAUGGGAUCCGAGGGAGAGACUGCAUACCCGGGAGUCGGGGGCACGUAAGCCGCAUCGACAGCGGAGGGGAGAUCGGUGUUCAAGCGGCCCAAGGCUAGAGGGGCACCGUUGGUCGGAGUGGUGCCCUGAAGAGUAUCGUAGGUGCUGGCCCGCGGUCGCUGAGGCUGCUGGCCAGAAGGGGUGGCGGUUGACGAGAUGCGUGAGGGUAGCCGGCGGUCAUCAUCCUCAUUAGGCGAUACUGGGUGAGACUGACUGCCCCAUCCACCAGGAAAGUGACCCGACGAGGACCUUAUGUCCCGCACCAUCGGAAUUCCCUCGGCACGACGAAGAAGCUCAGCUUUGGCCGAGACGACCAUCCUGUCCGACGCGGGUGGCGGAACAAUCUGGUCAAAGUAAUCAGGCGAUAACCACUCGCCCAGGAACGCGUCGACGCGCAGAAGAGGUCGGACAUCCUGACUCCCGACCUCUCCUGCGUGAAGCUGAGACCCGGGUGGUGAUUCGACCGACUCGGACAGUUCACCCCCGGGCCGAUAGUGACUGAGGCCUGCACUCACGCCGAUCGCCGUUUGUAAACAUCGUAGGUAUGGAGACGUGUGGACGAUGACGUUGUAUCGCGGAGACGAGUCCGAGGAUGCGGAGGUCGCUUGCAAUUUAGUGGGGGCAUCCGAGGACAGAAACGGGCCAGGUUUAGCCUCUGGUUCCUUGCCUGUGAACUCGGAAUCUUGCAAGAGACUGGCAAUGCGAAGACCAAGCGCCCGUGCCUGCAUCCAUCCACCGUACGACAAAGGGGGGUCAUAAGGGGUAGGAGAGGUCAAAUGCCAGUCCUUGUCGGCCGCAUCAAGACGCGCACCAUGCCUAGUCGAGGUUAUUUGAGUGUCAACGCUAUAGCAAUAUUUGACCCCACAUACCUGGCGAUGAAGACAAUGGGCGGAGCGUUCGCCAUACCGUCUAAACAAAGAGUGGGGGAAGGAGUAUGGAGGGGUUACCACGGCUGCCGGUAUCUCCAACGCGGCAGCAACAGCAACUCGAGCUGAUUACAAAAGCCGGUUGAAGCUCAACUGAGCAUGGCCAGGUAGCAGGCAGCACGUAGUGCUGAAAAGCCGCGAGAUUUUGAGGGAGU